Messenger RNA from Drosophila sulfurigaster albostrigata, 1087 nucleotides. Its product is annotated as procathepsin L. Lineage: Eukaryota; Metazoa; Arthropoda; Insecta; Diptera; Drosophilidae. The record is from RefSeq and is a predicted model, not a curated record. The transcript has 5 exons. Gene Ontology annotation, molecular function: cysteine-type endopeptidase activity. Gene Ontology annotation, cellular component: lysosome. Bases 297 to 1052 code for a protein of 251 amino acids.
UACGAAGCACACAUCAAUCAAAUUAUUUAUUGAGCUGCAGCUAUGCGAUCUGCUAUAAUAUUAAUAAGUUUAUAUAUGUUGGUGAAUCGAAAGUUUAUUACAUGCAAUCAUAAUAAAACUUUCCAAAAAUAUUCGGAAGAAUUUGAAAUUUUUAAGCGACUUUAUAACAAAAGUUAUAAGCGCAUAUACGAUGAAUUCCGAAGUUAUGAAGCGUAUAAAAUCAAUAAAAAAUAAUCGCUGAACACAAUAAGGAUUACGAAAAUGGAAAAACUAGUUUUCGAUUAGCGACAAAUACAAUGGCAGAUAUGAAUACUAAAUUAUAUCUGAAAAGCUACUUGCGAUUAUUGCGUAAUCAUCCGAAUGAGACGCUAGAUAUUAUGGCUGAUGUAGUCGGAUUGACAUUAAUGAGCAAUGUUCCAGAUUCUUAUGAUUGGCGAAAGCAAGGAUUUGUCACAUCGUCAAGCAAUCAAGAAACAUGUGGAUCUUGCUAUGCCUUCAGCAUUGCUGAAAGUAUUGAAGGACAGAUCUUCAAGCGUACAGGCAGAUUGCUAAGUUUAAGUGAACAGCAAAUAAUCGAUUGCAGUAUACCCUAUGGCAAUCGAGGAUGUAUUGGCGGAUCACUUCGAAAUACCUUAAAAUAUCUACAAGCAACCGGUGGUAUUAUGAGAUCUCUAGAUUAUAGAUAUACGGCGAAGAAAAAAAAUUGUCAAUUUGCAUCAGAGCUGUCUAUUGUCAAUAUAACCUCUUGGGCCAUUUUGCCUGCUAAUGACGAAAAUGCAAUUCAAGCUGCUGUUGCACAUAUUGGGCCAAUUGCAGUAUCCAUAAAUGCAACUCCCAAAACCUUUCAAUUAUAUAGCAAUGGUAUUUACAAUGAUGUGUCCUGUUUGUCAACUUCCGUAAAUCACGCCAUGUUAGUGAUUGGUUAUGAAAAAGACUAUUGGAUACUCAAGAACUGGUGGGGCGAACAAUGGGGAGAAGCUGGAUAUAUGAAAAUGCGGAAAGGUAUUAACUUAUGCGGUAUUGCAAAUUAUGCUGCAUAUGCCAUAGUUUAAACUAAUUACAAUAGAUAUAUAAAAUAAAAUAAAAU